Aspergillus affinis is the source of this 2523-nucleotide messenger RNA. RefSeq names its product putative C6 transcription factor. Bases 1 to 2523 code for a protein of 840 amino acids. The record is from RefSeq and is a predicted model, not a curated record. The transcript has 8 exons. Gene Ontology annotation, biological process: regulation of DNA-templated transcription; DNA-templated transcription. Gene Ontology annotation, molecular function: oxidoreductase activity; DNA-binding transcription factor activity, RNA polymerase II-specific; zinc ion binding. Lineage: Eukaryota; Fungi; Ascomycota; Eurotiomycetes; Eurotiales; Aspergillaceae.
AUGACCAUCAUAACUAUCGAUAUAGUUUCUGACAUUUGGUGUUUCAUCGGCAAACGGCGCCUCGAUAAAGCCAUCCAACUACAUAAAAAGACCUACCCAGGUGGUAGCUCCGACAACUUCGUUAUUACUUGGCGGCCUUACUACCUACAGCAAGAACCGUCUCCACAUAGCGUGGAAAAGAAGAUUCUCGCGGAUAAAAAGCUUGCGCAUAUGACGCCCGAGCAGCGGACGGGUCUCAUGAACCGAAUGGAGCAAAUCGGACGUGCCGUUGGGAUUCGACUUAAUCAUGAUGGAAAGAUCGGGGGAACAAGAGAUGCGCAUCGGUUGUUGUUACUGAGCCAGAUUGAGAAUCAGAAGAAGAGUCAAGAGGGUCAGCUGCAGGAUGCAAUGGCGGAGAAGCUUUUCCAGGCGCAUCAUGAGUUGGCAAAGGAUAUCUCAGACCGCGAGGUGCUGCGGGAAAUUGGGCAGGGGGUGCUUGGGUUAGAUAUUGCGGAAGUUGAUGCUUGGUUGGAUGACGAGGAGAAUGGGAAGCAAGUGGAUGAUGAGGCGCAGAGGAAUCGCGAGUUGAUGUACCCGUCUCCAACCUCGGCCGAUAGGUCGGAGGAUGACGCAGGGCCGUUCAAGAAGCGCACUGCGAGAGCCUGCGAUUCAUGCUACAAGCGAAAGAUUAAAUGUGACGCUGCGGUACCGCAAUGUAACUGGUGUAGCCACCAUAAUAUUCCUUGUACGUUUGAUCGGGUGGUCCGGAGGAAAAGGAAAGAUAAGCACAAUGCAAACAACCCACAAAAACCAGACCGCUUGGCGGAGCGCAUCGAGAGGAUAGAGAAACUAUUAACGGACAGCUUAUUGCGAGAAAAUACUCCCCGUGAACAGCCAGCGAGCUCUGUUCCUGGCAGUUCCCCCCAAUUAUCUCUGCCUACUACUACCCCAUCCCCGGGCAAUCCGUCUGUCUCCUCCUCUGUACCUCUUCAUUUCGCUGGACGAGAGUUCGGUGUGGUCAGUCUUAUCACUGGAAUCCCGUUCUUACUACCAGAAGGACGGCAAUGGGUUGAGUCGCGGACUGGCCAGAAGAUUUCCUUCGAUAAGCUUAGUCCGUCGAAGCCGCCGUGGGAGAAGCAACGGGCGCUAAGUUCCAACGCACUGUUGAUGAGCCCGCAGUCUCACAAUGUUUUCGAGCUUCCCGAUCGCCAAGUCGUGGAGCACCGGUUCGAUGCGUAUCGGUGGUCUUUGAUGCAGCGAGUAUUCCCAGUUCUGGACUGCGUCUUGUUUAUAGACACUAUCAGUGCGGCGUAUCGGAGUGAAUACUUAAGUGGUCACUCUGCGCCAGCGAGUGUGCGGGCCUGUGUGUUUGCUUUUCUUGCUUUCUCGACCUUCAUUCAAAAUCCUUGCUUCAACCCCCAGGGCAAGGAGUUACCAUCUGUUGACGGAGAGGAAAAUAUUCUGAAGGUACAGCAUCUUCUACCGCAAAUCUUGCAGGAACCUACUUCCAGAGAGGGGUUAGAGGCGCUCACUAUGAUGGCACUCUGUGAAUUAGUGGCAGGAAACCUACAAUCAGCCAACUACUAUGGCUCUUUGGCGGCUCGAAUGAUCUUUAUGCUCGGCUGUCAUGCGCCCCCGUGCCCACAAACUGCCCUAGGGCAACUGAAUGAUACCAAGGCCCGCGUUCAACACCAAUUGCGGAAUAUAUUCUGGGUGUGCUACACCAUUGAGAAAGACGUGUGUCUUCGGACCGGUCAACCCCAACUAUUCACAGACGAGAACUGCGACCUCACACUGCCGUACGGCUACGUUGAAAAGCUGUACAGCAGUAUGGAAUACCACCAUCACUCCAUGGAGAUUCCCGAAAGUCCAAUUUUCCCCGUCGACCUACGCCUAAGUAUCAUCAAAUCCCGAACUUACAGCGCCUUAUACUCCUUCAAAUCCCUCAAAAAGACCGAUGCCGAACUCCUGAAGGAAAUCCGCGAACUGGACGACGAGCUCGAACGCUGGCGUAUGUCCGUUCCUCAAGAGUGGCGGCCAACGCUAUCCUUCUCUCAUGAGACCCCCGAUCCAAAUGUUAGCAUGCAUUCUGUCAUGCUCCGCUUGAAUUACCACCUCUGCAUGACUAUUAUCCACCAGGCUAGCAGCCGUUGCAUGUCCUGGGGAAACCUUCAAGGCGGGAUGAUGGACGGCGUUAGUUCAAGUCUGGCACUCUCCAUUGAAGCUAGCCGUUCGACGUUGUUAUAUCUAGAAGCAGCAGAGCACGUCCUUGUCGACGGUAUUUUCUGGACAUUAAUUUUCUAUCCCAUGUCCGCCGUCCUCGCUAUAUUUUGCAACAUCUUACAAAACCCCUCAGACCCGCAGGCGACCAAAGAUCUGGGCCUUCUCAAAACCUCAACCGGCAUGAUGGAGCGUAUGAUCAUGAAACGGUCGUAUUCGUUUACCGAGAUCGUGAAUAUAAAAAUGGUGGCUGAUUUCGUGAUCGAGCUGUAUCGACUUGCGAAUUGUGCUAUCGAGAAGGCGUGGAAUGAGCAGUCUGCUUGA